Messenger RNA from Drosophila mauritiana, 620 nucleotides. RefSeq lists its product as uncharacterized. The transcript has 3 exons. The record is from RefSeq and is a predicted model, not a curated record. Lineage: Eukaryota; Metazoa; Arthropoda; Insecta; Diptera; Drosophilidae. The coding region runs from base 6 to 620 and encodes 204 amino acids.
CCAAGAUGAAUCAACAGCUAUUUAGGAUAUGGCAGCUUCUAGUCCUGAUGGCAUUUAUCCCACAUUCAAUUGAAGUGAACUACGAGUUUUCAUUGGAGGAUGAGCGUGUUACCAGUGAUUGCCAAAACGAACCACCCGAAACACUGAACAUCGAUGGAUUGUUCGACAUGUCAAAUAUGAACUUUGAAAUGACUGAGGACGGAGUGACACUAUCGGGAUACAAGACCGUCGUGUGGGAUAUUCAGCCAACAGAUCGAGUUGAACUACAAGGAAGCGUUCUGUACUACGAUCGUGGCACCUGGCAACCAACCACCCUCAACAUGUUGGUCAAGGACAUUUGCCACGUUUUGUUCGAUAAGAAGCAGGUGUGGUACAAUGCGUAUAGUAAGCAUAUAACCAAUUUCGCACACAUAAAUGACACCUGCUUUAGAGUGAAAGGAAGUGUCAUCGAAUUUGAAACCUAUACGAUCAGUUUGGAAUUCGGCAGUGGAAUGACAUUGCAAAGAGGCCGCUAUGCAAUCCGUUUGAAGUUCAGGGCGUUUGAUAAAAAUGGAAAGAUAAGGCCAAACGAAAUUUGUUUUGAAAUCAAGGGUCAGUUCUCUAAGAAAAGUUUUGGCUAA